CCUGAGUUUUUGACGAGUCUGUGUCGGUUGCUGCCAUGAAUACGAAAAACGAUCUCAAGGCAGCCAGAGAGGCCCUUGGUCAUAAAAAGUUUGAUGAAGCCGUCAAAGCAUGCAAACGAGUGCUGCUUUGGGAAGGAGAGAAUUACAACGCUUGGGUGUUUCUGGCGGUGGCGUACACCGGCCUAGAAGACGACCAAGAGGCCGAGAGUGCUUACAAACGAGCCCUCGAGAUUAAUUCCGACUCCAUGUUGGCAUGGCAGGGAUUGAUCAGUUUCUAUGAAAAACGAAGUCGCUGGGCCGAACUCGAACGCACCAUUCAGCACCUGCUCCCUCGCACGAUUGAAAGCGGAGACGGCAAUCGCUUGGCAGACUAUCUGAAGAAACAGUUGGACAUUUACGAGAACAAGAUACCAAACGAAGAAAAGUUUGUCGACACGCUGAAAAAGUUUCUUCCGGACAGCCCAGUGUACGAUCUGUUGAAAGCCGCCUCGUCGGUGCCGUCAGCGGUGGAAAUUUGGACGAAAUUAAUUCGCAUUACAGAAACCAACGAAAAGCGUCAAAUCGAAAAGGAAGUGCAUUCGCGACGGUUUCGUGUCAAUGCAGGGUCACUAAGUGAAGUCCAAGAGGAAGUGGAAGCGGAAGUGUAUGGCAAGUCCAACCUCGGUCAUAUGUAUGAACAGCUGUUGGGCUUGGGCGAAUCCAGCCCCGAGCUCAAAGUCAAAUUGCUGCACUUUUACCGACGACGAUUACCGGGAGUUACCGAGAAAAAGGAAUUAUAUGAGAAAAUGAUGCAGCUCGCCACCACCCUAGUACAAGAACAUAUUGAUGACAUUUUACCUUACGAAUUGAUGAUUGAAACCACCGAUACGGAUGACGUUGCUUCCUAUGACCAAUCACUACUCGAUUACAUCAAGCAACACUUUCCUUCCAGUGGAUUAGCUAAAAUUUCCAGCGGCUACGACGCCUUCCAGCGCAAUGAGAUGGAUGAAGCGUUUGAUCUUUUCGGGGAAGGAUUGGAUGCUUCACCAGACAGUCCAUUUGCUUACCAAUGCCUGUCAUGGAUUUAUCAUGAUUCCCAAGAAUACGAAUCGGGAUUGGAAUACGCCACAAGAGGACGGGAUUUAGUACGCAAACUGAGCCAAGAAUUAGGCAUUACACUGGACAAAGUUCUGCUGUCGAUGGAAUUAUGCAUGGCCCACUGCUACCGCCAAUUGGAUGUCCGCUAUUAUUCGGAUGCCAUGGCCAUUUACAAAAAGGUGCUCAGCCGAGCACCCGACCAAAUUGGCGCCCUGGAAGGCAUUGGUGUUAUCCUAGUAGCUGACAAGAAAUACGAUGAAGCUCUGUCGUACUUUGAAAAGGUGCAUGGCAUCAAUCCUGCACGGCAUAUGACCUUGGCGGAAAUUGGCUGGAUUUACUGUGAAAAAGGUUCUUUUGAGCAAGCCAUUGAAUACAUCACUAAAGCAAUAGAAGUUGCUGGCAAAAAUACUGCCGAAUACAGCUAUCGUCUUGGUCGUGUCUACUGGGCCAUGGGCGAAACACAUCAGGCGGAAGCAUUCAAGUAUUUCCUUCAAGCGGUGAAAAUCGACUCCCAGUUUGCAAACGGUUUUUCGUACCUCGGACACUAUUACCGUAUCGUUCAAAAAGAUGCAGUUCGAGCCAAAAAAUGUUAUCAAAAAGCGUUUGUUCUUAAUCCGAUGGAUGUGGAAGCAGCACUGCAUCUCAGCGAUUACUAUGUGUUGGACGGUGAGUCGGCCAAUGCAGAGACGGUAUUUCGUCAAAUCACCGAAUUGUGUCCCAAGGUGGGCUGGGCCUGGCGUCGUUUGGGUUACGCCAACAUGGAAAACAAUGUCUACAAUGAUGCGAUUACUUGCUUCCAAAAAGCGUUGCGAACAGAUACCAACGAUGUGCGAUGCUGGGAAGGAUUAGCGGAAGCCUACAGUCACGAAGGACGAUACGUCGCGGCUCUCAAGGCGUUUGGUCGAGCUACCGAUCUGGAUCCCAGCUCCGUUCACGCGCGUCAUGAAAAGGCGCUGGUGAAACAAAAAGUGGGCAUGCUGGACGAAGCGAUUGCCGAAUUCCAGGCGACGCUGGAAAUUGCUGCGGAACAGGGCAAGGCCAACUACAUGCCUUCCAUUAAAGGAUUAGCCGACACGUACCUUGAACGAGCCAAAGAGGAUUUCCAGCAAGGUUUCUUUGGACGUGUGGCGGCAGGAUGUGGUAAUGUCAUUGGCACCGUCUUACGCGGAUUACAAAAGGAUCCUACAUUAUUGUCUCUGUGGAAAUUGGUGGCCGAUGCCUGUAUCAUGUAUCGUCAAGUGCCCAGUUAUCUUUACUUGUGCGCUUAUCGUGAACUUCAAGAGGUCAUGCAAAUCAUGGGAGACAAGAAUCCUCACACCCAACUGGGAUUACCGCACGACGCUACAUCCCAGCUCAUGGACGAAUUCAUGCCGUUGGAUGUGUCCGACCCCGAUUUUGAUCUCCCUGCGAAAGCGGCCCUGGAUGUGAUUUUCGCAUGUGCUAGUUUUGCGUACAAGCAAGCGUUGGUGCUCUCCAAGAACCACGGGUCGGUGGCCCCGGCGUUCUGGCAUGAUUUGGCCCUUGUAUACCACUGGAUGUCGGAAAACAACAACAGCGAAUCCACCGACGAAACCAAUCCGUUGAUGGAGACCGCCAUGAAAUGUGUUCAUAUGGCUCUGAAACUCAACCCCACGCAACAUCACUAUUGGAACACUUUGGGAGUCAUUGCCAUGCAACAAGCCCCCAAAAUCAGUCAAUAUGCUCUUGUAAAAGCUAUGGAAUACAAUAACCGGAGUGCGGUUCCAUGGACCAAUUACGGUUUCCUCUGUUUACUGCGAAAAGACUACGAGUUGGCCAAUCAAGCGUUUGAAACGGCCCAUGCAUUGGACCCUGAAUGGAUUUCUGCGUGGACAGGCCAAGCCUAUGUCGCGUCCCUAUGGGGCACCGAUGCCGCCGCAAUUUUCCAACAUGCCUUUGAAGCCAGUAACGGAUCUUCGCUGGAUGCUAGCUACGGCUAUGCGGACACCGUGUUUACAGCACUUUCUGCAUCGAGUCAGACGGAUAGUUACACAUUAAUUGCGCCUGCAUUUGCUUUGCAGAAAUUGACCGAACAGAAACUGAAUGACGCAGUGUCGUUGAAUUUACUGGGUCUCUUAUUGGAACGAUUGCGACAGUACGGACGGGCCUCGGAAGCGUUUGCCAGUGCGAUCUUGGCCUUGGAAGCCAAGGCGGAGCAAGAUCAAGUGACACAAGAAGAAUUGGGUCAUCGUUUGGCCAAGGUGCAUGCCAAUUUAGGCCGAACCUUGUGUGCAAGUGGUGACUUUUCAGGUGCCAUUGCCAGUUACGAGCAUGCUCUAUCCAGUGCAGCUUUUGAAACAGGACCUGGACGUGUGUACUGUCAGUUAGGAUCCGGGAUUGCCUACUAUUUCGAAGACCGACUGGAAGAGUCAUUGAGUAUGUUUGAAGCCGCAUUAAAUGAGACUGAAGCGGAUAUCGAUUUGCGUCAAGAUGUAGUCGUUCUACUCAGCAAAGUCCUAUGGGCGCUCGGCGGAGACGAACAACGUUCCGUGGCCAAAGAUCAACUCUUUUCAGUGAUUUCCGAUAAUCCGAAUUAUUUACCAGCCAUUUUCUCGCUAUGCGUCAUGGGGAUCCUUGGUGAUGAUGGCACUUUGACCCAGGCGGCACUUCAAGAACUUUGCAAUGUAUCGCCCGAUAUAGCAUAUACGUCAGACAGACAACAAUGGGUUCCAUGGCUGAUUUCAAGGUUCCACAAAUUGCAGAAUGAACCCACUCGUUCAAUGCGAACGCUUGUCAACAGUAUUCAUCAAUUGCCCUGGUUGGCCGUGUCAUGGGCCCGGCUGUCAGCGGACAUGGAUGUAUGCGGAGAUCAAGGUGUAAAAAAAUCCAUGACUUCAGCGGCUUUGGCGGUGGUGGUAGACAAGGCGACGACGGCCAACGAAAAAGCACAUGUGUAUGAAUGUGCAUCCAAAGCGUGCAAUGACCGAUCAGAAGAAUCGCUGAAGGAUGCCCAGCGAGCCAUUCGGCUGGCUCCUUGGCGUCUAACUGCUUGGCAGGCCUUGGCCAACGCCACAUCGCUGGCUUAAACGGGAUGUUUCAGAUUCCUGAUUCAAAUUUAGAAAUUGAAUACGUUGCACAAUGACUGCAUUAUGAUAUCAUCGGCGGUGGACGUGCCCAAAUUUUUUUUUCUCUUCAUGUGCCUAUUUUCAUGAUCGUCCGUAUAUAAACUCCUAGGAUUUUCUAUUCUUCUUUUUUGGUUUUAUUUCUCUGAC
Molecule: messenger RNA, 4307 nt
Organism: Radiomyces spectabilis
Lineage: Eukaryota; Fungi; Mucoromycota; Mucoromycetes; Mucorales; Radiomycetaceae
Exons: 14
Coding region: 36-4121 (1361 amino acids)
Cellular component (GO): Ski complex
Molecular function (GO): protein binding
Source: RefSeq, a predicted model, not a curated record